This is a messenger RNA of Lutra lutra (Eurasian river otter), 7214 nucleotides long. RefSeq names its product SR-related CTD associated factor 4 (gene SCAF4). NCBI's taxonomy places the organism in Eukaryota, Metazoa, Chordata, Mammalia, Carnivora, Mustelidae. The transcript is spliced from 20 exons. Gene Ontology annotation, cellular component: nucleus. The record is from RefSeq and is a predicted model, not a curated record. Gene Ontology annotation, biological process: negative regulation of termination of RNA polymerase II transcription, poly(A)-coupled. Bases 387 to 3803 code for a protein of 1138 amino acids. Gene Ontology annotation, molecular function: RNA polymerase II C-terminal domain phosphoserine binding; RNA binding.
UGCCGCCAUCCCGCUGGCGAGAGGGAGAGAGAGGCCCGCCCGCUCGCCGGUCGGGCCAGUGUGGGCUAGUGCGUGAGGGCGCGGGGGGCCGUGUCAGCGAGACGCAGAGCGCAGCCGCCACCGCCAAACGGACAUGUUGGAGCCCAGCGCCACCGCCGCCUCCUUUUCCUCAUCCUCCGAACGGGACUGAGAGGGGGCCCGCCACCCUCCGCCUCUGCCGCCCGCCCCGCCGCCUCGGCCGCAGCCUCUUCCUGCCCGGCCUCUAGCUCCGCCGCUCGUCGCUUCCCACCGCCCCUCAGUCCCGGCCGGUUCCCCGGCCCCGCUCCGCCGCGGCGCGAGGUCUAUGUGACCGGCGGGCCCGGAGCAGCCGCCGCCGCAGCGCGAACAUGGACGCCGUCAACGCCUUCAACCAGGAGCUCUUUUCACUUAUGGAUAUGAAACCUCCCAUCUCUCGAGCCAAGAUGAUUCUUAUCACUAAAGCUGCUAUUAAAGCUAUUAAGCUUUAUAAGCAUGUAGUUCAAAUAGUAGAAAAGUUCAUCAAAAAGUGUAAACCAGAGUACAAGGUUCCAGGAUUAUAUGUAAUUGACUCAAUUGUGCGACAGUCUCGUCAUCAGUUUGGAACUGAUAAAGAUGUUUUUGGGCCAAGAUUCUCUAAAAACAUAACCGCCACAUUCCAAUAUUUAUAUCUUUGUCCAUCUGAAGAUAAGAGUAAAAUAGUUCGUGUGCUGAACCUUUGGCAAAAAAAUGGAGUAUUCAAAAUUGAAAUUAUUCAGCCUCUUUUGGACAUGGCUGCAGGAACCAGUAAUGCCGCCCCAGUAGCAGAAAAUGUUACUAAUAAUGAAGGUUCACCUCCACCUCCAGUUAAAGUUUCUUCUGAACCGCCCCAAGCCACUACAAACUCUGUACCAGCUGUAGCACAGAUGCCUAGCUCUGACGCUUUUGCUGCUGUGGCCCAACUGUUUCAGACAACUCAAGGUCAACAGCUUCAGCAGAUCCUUCAGACUUUUCAACAGCCUCCAAAACCGCAGUCGCCAGCCAUUGACAAUGCCGUGAUGGCUCAGGUCCAGGCUAUCACAGCUCAGUUAAAGACAGCUCCUGCACAGCCACCUGAACAAAAAGCUGUUUUCCCCCCACCUGAGCAAAAAACUGCAUUUGACAAGAAGCUACUCGAUAGAUUUGAUUAUGAUGAUGAGCCAGAGGCUGUGGAAGAGUCAAAGAAGGAAGAUGGCACCACUGCUGCCGCCGCUGCACCUGCCAUGGCUGUUGCGCCUCCCGCGCCCUCCGCGGCCACGCCGGCCCCCGCACCUGCCGCUUCCCCUCCACAGGCACCCUUUGGGUUUCCUGGAGAUGGCAUGCAGCAGCCGGCAUACACACAGCAUCAAACUAUGGAUCAGUUUCAGCCUCGAAUGAUGACGAUACAGCAGGACCCAGUGCAUCAUCAGGUUCCACUUCCUCCUAAUGGACAGAUGCCAGGAUUUGGCCUUCUUCCUACACCUCCAUUUCCUCCCAUGGCUCAGUCUGUGAUUCCUCCAACUCCACCUGUGCAGCAGCCUUUCCAAGCUUCUUUUCAGGCACAGAAUGAACCACUAACACAGAAGGCACAUCAGGAAAUGGAAGUCGAACAGCCUUGUAUUCAAGAGGUUAAGCGGCACAUGUCUGAUAACAGAAAGUCAAGAUCUAGGUCAGCAUCCAGGUCACCAAAAAGAAGGCGAUCUCGAUCUGGCUCUAGAUCUCGAAGGUCCCGCCAUCGACGUUCUCGAUCCCGGUCCAGAGAUAGACGCCGACAUUCUCCCAGAUCUCGGUCCCAAGAAAGGCGAGACAGAGAAAAAGAAAGAGAACGCCGACAAAAAGGCCUUCCUCAAAUCAAACCAGAAACUGCAAGUGUUUGUAGUACUACACUCUGGGUGGGACAGCUGGACAAAAGGACUACUCAACAAGAUGUUGCCAGUCUCUUAGAAGAGUUCGGUCCAAUUGAAUCAAUUAACAUGAUUCCUCCCAGAGGUUGUGCCUAUAUUGUUAUGGUUCAUAGGCAAGAUGCCUAUCGUGCCCUGCAGAAACUGAGCCGAGGAAACUAUAAAGUAAACCAGAAAUCCAUAAAGAUUGCCUGGGCUUUAAACAAAGGAAUAAAGGCAGAUUAUAAGCAGUAUUGGGAUGUAGAACUGGGUGUUACUUAUAUUCCGUGGGACAAAGUCAAACCUGAAGAACUGGAGAGUUUUUGUGAAGGAGGAAUGUUGGACAGUGAUACACUUAAUCCAGAUUGGAAAGGAAUUCCCAAGAAGCAUGAAAAUGAAGUUGCCCAAAAUGGAGGGGCAGAAACCUCACAUACAGAACCAGUAUCACCCAUACCUAAACCUUUACCAGUGCCUGUCCCUCCUAUUCCUGUCCCCGCACCUAUAACAGUGCCACCUCCACAGGUCCCGCCACAUCAGCCGGGUCCUCCUGUAGUUGGUGCUCUCCAGCCACCCACUUUCACGCCUCCCUUGGGCAUUCCCCCUCCGGGUUUUGGUCCUGGUGUUCCUCCUCCACCACCUCCUCCACCAUUUUUGCGCCCAGGAUUUAAUCCGAUGCAUUUACCACCAGGUUUUCUUCCUCCUGGACCCCCACCUCCUAUAACUCCACCAGUAUCCAUUCCUCCUCCUCACACUCCUCCAAUAAGCAUCCCAAACUCUACUAUCGCUGGUAUAAAUGAAGACACUACAAAAGACUUAUCUAUUGGAAAUCCCAUUCCAACAGUGGUGUCUGGGGCUAGAGGAAACGCCGAGUCUGGUGACAGUGUGAAAAUGUAUGGCUCUGCCGUGCCACCUGCUGCACCCACGAAUCUGCCCACCCCUCCUGUAACCCAGCCUGUUUCACUUCUUGGUACUCAAGGAGUUGCACCUGGUCCUGUAAUUGGGCUCCAGGCACCAUCCACUGGUCUUCUCGGUGCCCGACCUGGCCUGAUCCCACUUCAGCGCCCUCCAGGAAUGCCUCCACCUCACUUACAGAGGUUCCCUUUGAUGCCACCUCGUCCCAUGCCGCCACAUAUGAUGCACAGAGGUCCCCCUCCAGGACCGGGGGGCUUUGGAAUGCCGCCACCUCAUGGAAUGAAAGGCCCCUUUCCACCACAUGGCCCCUUUGUUCGGCCUGGCGGAAUGCCAGGGCUCGGGGGCCCAGGGCCAGGCCCAGGGGGUCCUGAAGACAGAGACGGAAGGCAGCAGCAACCCCAGCCGCAGCAGCCCCCACCGCCGCAACCGCAGCCCCAGCAGCCUCCACCCGCGCAGCAGCAGCAGCAGCAGCCGCCGCCAGCACAGCAACAACCACAGCCGUUUAGAAAUGAUAACAGGCAGCAGUUCAAUUCAGGUAGAGACCAAGAGAGGUUUGGAAGAAGAUCUUUUGGAAAUAGGGUGGAAAAUGACCGGGAACGGUAUGGGAGCCGUAAUGAUGAUAGAGAUAAUAGUAACCGUGAAAGGAGAGAGUGGGGAAGAAGGAGCCCUGACCGGGACAGGCACAGAGACUUGGAAGAGAGAAAUAGACGCUCUAGUGGGCAUCGAGACAGAGAGAGAGAUUCUAGAGAUAGAGAGUCUCGUAGAGAUAAGGAAGAAAACCGAGGAAAGGAGAAGCCCGAGGUGACAGACAGGGCAGGUGGUAACAAAACCGUUGAACCUCCCAUUAGCCAAGUGGGAACCGUAGACACUGUUUCAGAACUUGGUAAGGGGGAGUCUGAGUCUGCCGUUGUAAAACCUUCUGAAGAGCUACCUGCUGAGGCUACCUCAUCCGUUGAACCCGAAAAGGAUUCUGGCUCAGCAGCAGAGGCUCCUCGUUAGAGACUGGCAUUUGUCGAAUGUGACCGUGACACUUCCGGAGUGUAGAGCUUGAGGUGUACAGAUGCUGUAUUAUAUUGCUCCUGCUAUACCGCAGCCCCGCAGUAGUUGGUGGGGAAUUGUAAGCAAUUUGAUUGCUUCCCUUCUAUUUAAAAAUAGCCACAAAAUAACAAAAAAUACUGAAAAUAUGAAUAAAUAUUACCCUUUUUGCUGUAACUUUUUAAAAGUUUUGACUUUAAAAAGUUUACAAAUCGUAAUUAGAAGUGCUCUCUAUUUUUUUUUUUAAUUUAAGACAAGGUAACGGUGAAAGCUCCUCAAAACAAUAGGGAUGUUUUUAAUAAACUCUAUUUUCAUAACAAACUUUAAUGUGUGCUAUUCUUCCUACACUGCAUUAAGGUGGAAAAGGAUUGUUCACCAUCAAAGUUUGAGCUGUUAAUACUGUAUUGGAGUCUAAAUUAGACUUGUUUAUUUGAUGGAAAUAGACAUCUUUAUGUAGUUAUUCUCUUUCAUUUGUACUAUUUUUGAAUUUUAACAUUUCAAUCAUAAGGUGUAAAGGGUUAGUUGUGUUCAUGUUAAUUGAAAAGCUUGUCAGUUUUGCAGUUCAAUCAAGGUUUUCUUUUUUGCCAUUGGCUUUGUGGUAAAUGUUGCCCUAAUUAACUUGUAAAGAGAAAUUUUGCUGGGGGAAAAACUGGAUCCCAAAGACCCGACUGUACUAUAGAAUUAUCUGAUUGCCUGGGUAUUACUUACUAGAAGUAAGUUUGAGUGUUUCCUUACCAUCCCAUUAAAUUUUUCAGAAGGGUGAAAAAAAUCAAGGUUAACAUUUGCAACCUAAAAGCUUUCUGUCUUCUGUUUAAGGACUUAAAUGCAACCUAUUGUUUCCUUAUAAGCCUUGCCUGUUGCCUUUCUUUACCAUUUGUUAAACUCCCCUGCUGGGCAGAGGUAGACUGAACUUUUUGUCACAUAUAAGAACAUAAAAAGUAUUUUCUCUUUUGCUUAAAAUUGUUGGGAUAACUAGAAAAGUACAUGUAGUGUAUCCAGGAAAUACUACGUGGAGACGUCCAAAGCCAAAUCAAACCUGUAUCUAAAAUAAUACAGAAAAGCGGUUCCAUAAAACUGCUUUCCCCAGUGCCAAGGAAGAGACCUGUUGUUACACAGUCCCGAGUGUUUAUGGCCUUGUUGAGGCUUUUUUCCCUUAAAUUACCUUUUAAACUGUUCUAGUUUUAGUGUGCGGAGCAGGUAACUUUUUCUUUGCCCUCAUCCCCAGGUGAAGCGGCUUUAUGACUCUGGUUUUUAAAUAGUACUUUGCAGCAAGAUCUCUGUUUCGACAGGGAGAAUGUAUCUAGGACAAUGUUCUUGUUUUCCUGGCUUUAGAAAAUGAGAAAAAUCAGGCUGAUAUCUGCACCUGAAUUAUAAGACUUGUCCUCCGUUUGAUGUUGGCCCACCUGAGAGAUUUAAAAGUCCUAACUGAAACUGCUUCUGGAAAGAAUACAUCUGAUUUAGUGUUCAGAUUUCAAGGACUUAAAACCCCUAUUUCCAAUUUUAAGUAUUGGAACCAUCCUAUUUCCACAGGACAGCACCCCUCCCCUGAAGUACUAAGUGGUAGUGAUUACCCUUGAGGCUCACAAGCCAGGCCCUAUAUUUGUGUCUUAUCCCACACACGUACACCAAGCAGUCUAUUAGCGAAAUGCAUUACUGUUUUUAAAUUCUAACAGUGAUUUUAACCACUUCUGAGCAUGCUGUUCUUUUUAUCACCAAUUUUAAAACUGAGAACACUACAAAUUGUCCUUUUCCAAAUUGGCUUUUCCUCUCCUAACCAAUAUCCUACAUUUGAUAAAAGGAUAGCAUAUAUUUAUGAUCAAUCAGAACUGUACCUUAUUUCUGAUUUCCCUAUCAGAAAUACUCUACUAUUACCAGUUGAUAACUGUAAUCCAGAGUCCGAAACCUGAAUUAGGUUAACAUUUCAUUUAAAAGUAGUUUCUCAUAGGUACAUAGUUAAGAAUUUACAUUAGGAGAACUACACCUAAACUUACUAAUUGGAUGCAUAAAUUCUUAAGUAGCCAUAACCCACAUUCAAACAUUUCCUUGGUCCCAUUUUAAAAUGCUACGGUAUUUUCUUUAAAUGGCUAAUUUGAAAGCAGACUGUGCCACCCUCUACUUUUAUUAUAAACUAAAUAAAUGUUCAUAGGUGUAUGAAAUGUGGAAUAUGUGCCAUUUUGGCAGGUAGGUAAAUUUACUCUUAGCUGAGGCUAACUUACUGUUCACAGUUUCACUAAAAGUUAUCAAAGGGCUCUCUCAAACCGUUAACACUUUUUAAAAUAAAGUUAAAUACCUUUUGAAUCAAAAUGCUAAGUAGCUAAUCAGGGAAACCACCUUAAUUUCCCUGAAGCUGACAAAGGACAGCUGUCCAACCAAGAUCCAAAUUGAGGUGUUAGCUAAAAGACCAGCUGCUAGAACCUUAAACCCUCUUCCGUCAUUUAAAACACUUUGAAAAGCAACCUCUAUGAAAUAGGUCGUAUCUGUCAACAUAUUACUAACUCUGUUCCAUUCGAGCGCUCUGUAGGAGUAUCAAGAGCUGAUUUAUAGAGUUUCAAUUUGGAUACUUCAACAGGUUCAAGAUGCAGUGCCAUAUGGUGUAUUUGUUUAUUGCGGGCUUGAAUGAGAAUUGAAGAAAUUCACACAAGUUUAAUACCCACGUAUGAUUAUUAAGCCUGGCAAAAUACAGAGAUCGUUGAAACAGACAUUUUAACUGAAUAGAAGUUUUAUAAAAUUAUAUAAAUCUUCCAAGUGAUCAUAAAUCAGUUCUCAUUACAGGUACUUUUUAAAGCAAUUAAAAAGUCACACAAAUUACACUCUUAAGGUUACAGUGUUUAAUGUUUAUCCAGUUAAAUUUCUACAACUAGCAAGAUAACAGAGGAGCUACUAGGACUCAGACGGCAUCCUAGGGAAUAUUUACUUGGCGAUCCCAAUGACACCACAAGCCAAACGACUCCCGGCGUUUCCCGUCUGUGUACUUUCUUCAUUGCCACCUCUGCCCAAGUCAUCUUGUUUCUCAUGGACCUUUAAAAAGUUUCGAGAACAUUAACAUAGCACAAUCAAGUAAUUACCACCUAUUCCCAACAAUACCCAAAAGACUUUUAAGAACCACUUAAUACUAGAAAAGACCAUGUCAAAAUAAUCCUAGCAUGGAAAUACACUAAUGUUUAAUCUAGUGGUAAACAACAGAAACUACUAUUCAAAGCUUUUUCUUUGUGAUAGAGACUAAGUUCAUUGUAAACACUAGGUAAGUGUUGCUAUCUCUAAAUGAAAUACUAAAAAGCGGGGCAAGUGUUACAGGCUGCCAUGUGCCAGUCUGAAUCCUCCACGAGAAAUUUUAGUAGCCUGAGUUAUAACCUUCUUUCAUAAUAAACACUUUAG